This is a messenger RNA of Owenia fusiformis, 1846 nucleotides long. Lineage: Eukaryota; Metazoa; Annelida; Polychaeta; Sabellida; Oweniidae. The record is from the annotation of a GenBank genome assembly.
GGUGUGACACUCUUAGCCUUUGGAAAUGGUGCUCCAGAUAUUUUUUCUGCCAUAGCAGCAAUUGGGAAUGCUAAGAAUGGAGAUGCCGGUCUGGCACUAGGAGCUCUCAUUGGUGCUGGUGUUUUCGUAACAACUAUAGUACCAGCAGCAAUCGCACUAGUUGUACCUUUCAAGGCCAUGGAACGUCCAUUUAUCAGGGACAUUGUGUUUUAUCUCAUUGCUGUGUUUGCCACAUUUGUUGUGUUGUAUCACAGACAUAUCGUAACUGCUGAGGCCAUUGCUUUCAUAGGACUUUAUGUUGUGUAUGUGAUAGUGGUUGUUGUUGGGCGCUAUAUAUACCAGGAGCAGAAGAAAAAGCGAAAUGUAAAUUUACCAAACAUCCAAGAUGAUGGUGUUGUAAUAAGAGAUCCUGCUGCUUUAGUUGAUCCUAUCACUGCAGUAGAACAGCCAGAUGAAUCAACCCCAUUGCUGGACAACGGGUCUGGCAAUACCAAUGAAGGUCCAUUGAAAGAAUUUUUAAAUGCAAUCAAUCCAAUAGAUGUCGACGAUUUCAAAGAGAAAAAAAUAUAUUGGAAAAUAUAUGAGUUAUUUAAGUCUCCGUUAUUGUUCUUAUUCACCAUCACUACACCCAUUGUGGAACCUGAAAAGCCAAAGAAAAACUGGAAUCGCCAUCUGAACUCACUUCAUUGUAUGACAAGUCCCUUGUUUUGUAUUCUCGCUGCAAAGCAUGAUGUUGCUUUAUCCUAUAUAAAUGGGGUAUUCCCAGUUCUUGCUCUGGUUUUCCUAGUUGGAAUACCUGUAGCAGCUCUAGUGUAUUUUACUUCCAAAAAUGACGAACCACCUGUAUACCACACAGUUUUUGCAUUUAUUGGUUUUGUGGUGUCAGUGAUCUGGAUCUAUGCGAUUGCUAACGAGAUUGUAAAUAUUCUACAAAUGUUUGGAGUUGUAUUCAAUCUAAGUAACGCAGUACUUGGUCUUACACUUCUAGCUUGGGGUAAUAGUAUUGGAGAUUUGGUAGCAGAUACAGUCAUGGCGAAAGCAGGGUACCCUAGGACAGGGAUUUCUGCAUGUUUUGGUGGACCAUUGUUUAAUUUACUUUUAGGAGUUGGAAUACCAUUCACAAUAGGGUGCAUAAACAAAGGAGGAAUAUUUUAUAUCCAGUUUACGUUCAUCCAGGUGAUUUUGCUAGGGUUCCUUGCACUUAGCCUUCUCUCCUCGCUCAUAUACCUAGUCAUCUUUAAAUUCUACAUUUCAAGAGGAUAUGGCGUUUACCUCAUCUGCCUCUAUGUGACAUUCCUAACUGUCGCCCUCCUGGUAGAAACUGGAGUGAUUGAUGUACAAUUCAAUUAAAUAGGAAAGAAUAGCAAAAUUCCAGAGUUUAUCUGCUGUGUGUUAGGAAAAUUGGGACUGGAAGUGGAAAUUGUAGACUUUUAAACAGAGUUCAUGACCUAGACUGAAUAUAUGAUUGCAUAUUCCCAUCUGUUGCUCUUUUAGUAGAAACUGGAGUGAUUGAUAUGCAAACUAAGUAAAGGAAAUUCCAAGAAUGGCAAUUCCUAAAUUAAAUGCUGUUCGUGUGGAAACUUGGGACUGAAAGAAGAAAUGUAGACUUUUAAACAGGGUUCAUGACUUACGUUGAAAAUAUGGUUGCGUAUUUUUAACUGUGGUUCUUCCAGUAGAAACUGGGGUGAUUGAUGUGCAAUUUAACUAAAAUGGCAACUCCAGAAUUAACUGAUGUGUGUUUGGAAACUCCAACUGAAUGAAGGAAUUAUAGAUUUUUAAACAGGGUUCAUGACCUAGAUUGAAAUUAUGAUUGCAUAUUCCUAACUAUCACUCUUCCAGUCGAAAC